Eremomyces bilateralis CBS 781.70 is the source of this 2783-nucleotide messenger RNA. RefSeq lists its product as uncharacterized. Gene Ontology annotation, biological process: regulation of transcription by RNA polymerase II. Gene Ontology annotation, molecular function: RNA polymerase II cis-regulatory region sequence-specific DNA binding; DNA-binding transcription factor activity. The record is from RefSeq and is a predicted model, not a curated record. Lineage: Eukaryota; Fungi; Ascomycota; Dothideomycetes; Eremomycetales; Eremomycetaceae. The transcript is spliced from 3 exons. Bases 424 to 2568 code for a protein of 714 amino acids.
UUUGACGCCAGUUGAUGACGCCCCCAUGAGAAGUCCAGCUCAAAGACAUUCGAUCCUAUUUAUCACCAUCUCUCUAUUGUUCAGUAUCUUUCUGAAUCCAAAAAACAUCUGCUACUCUCGAUAAUCCACCCAAACCUACAUUCAACAGAGAAGUCGACCUUUACACACCGCAUCAGGUCUCGACUUCGUCUAUCAAACCGAGUUUUCGCACUUCUCCCGGGCAUCAGCCCAACACCUUACAUUCACUGGUUGUGAUCGACAAAAUCUAUUGUACUGAGCGGUCUUUAAGGAAAUCCGCCGCCCCGCGGGAGUUUGCCUGCACUGCGUGAGCCUCGGACCCAAGGAGAUACUACUAACCCCCCAGGAACCAACAGGAACCGUAUCUUUGAAAACCCAUUCCGGACUCGACUUGCAUCUCACACGAUGUUGUCCACGCCAAACUCAAGCAUUGAGCGUCGCCGCACGACCCACCGUCGGCAAAACUCCACGCCUCAACUUGAGUCGGCCAACGUUCGACCCCUUCCAGCCAUCGUCCAGCGUCAAACCAACCAGGGUCACCGACGAGGGAUGAGUCUCGACAUCCCCCGGAACCCCUACAAGCGGACGAGGUCGCCGCCGUUGUCUUCGAUGAUCACGACGCCGACCCAGGAGCUGGAGUCGACGGUAAGUAUAGCUAACCCCCACACAGGACAGGACCCUCAACAACAUCCGACGCAGGUAGCGCAGUUGCAAAACAUGCCUCAGCUGGGGCAACAGAACCAGCACCAUCAAUCCCUAGGACCGCGGGCGGCCUAUUCCCCGGACCCAACUCAGUACAAUGCGUCGUUGACGACGCACUCACAACCAGCCACCCCCCGAUCGCCACUGAAAUCGCCGGAGGAGCGGCUCCGCGAAUUCCGUGAGCGCAUCAACGAGUUCAGCGAUCUGGGGAUCAUCCAAGUCAAUAUUCUCCCGACGCCCAUGGCAACACCGCAGAAACAAACGAACACGGCGCCACACGGUGACAACUUAGAUGUGGCGCCCAUGCCAUCAAGUUUUGGUGACGUGACGGAGAUCAAUCUCGACCCACCAGGGAUGGAGCAGGUCUUCUCCAUGAACGUGGACAAUCCGGAGAGCGACCGAGAGAAUGAGUCGUCGUAUUAUUCGUCCGAUGCUUUCUCUCCAGAGCGAUCGCCGACUGUUUCGCCCCAACUACGAUCAACAGCCACGUUUGGCGGAUUCCCCGUCACUCCCGCACCACCAAUCUCAUUCUCACCCUCUACCACACCGUACAUGCCUUCGUCCCAAGCAGGCGAUGAUCUUGAUGCACUCCUCUCGUCACCCCAAUUUCACCCUGGAUCUCCUUCCGCCGGAGUGCAGGUUGCCGGCAUGUACCUCAACGCAUCCAUCGAAGACACGGGGAUCUCCUCCGCCGAAGUGCAAGCAUUUAUCGGCGAGCAAGACCCCGUCAGCCACAAAUGGACCUGCCUGUUCCCGCAGUGCCGCAAGACCUUCGGGCGCAAGGAAAACAUCAAAGCCCAUGUGCAGACCCAUCUCGGCGACCGGCAGUUCCGCUGCAACGACUGCAACAAGUGCUUCGUCCGCCAGCACGACCUCAAGCGCCACGCCAAGAUCCAUUUCGGCGACAAGCCGCACAAGUGUCUCUGCGGGACCGCGUUUCAGCGCCAGGAUGCGUUGACGCGGCAUCGACAGCGCGGCAUGUGCUCGGGAGCGUUUCCAAAUGCGGUGCGGAAGACGGCGAGGAGAGGGCGACCGAAGAAGAAGAGACCCGAGUUGGAGCAGCGGGUGGAGAAAGCGCUCCGAGCGAGGAUCAUGGAUAAGGAGGAGGAAACGGGCCUGGAGAUCCACUCCAGCGGCCCGUAUGCAUCGUCCUUGUCGGGGGCAUCGGAGGGUUCAUAUCCAAUUAGCCCGGCCACCAGCCCGCCUCCCUUCGAUGCCACGCAGUUCACCACUUUGGGUGGUGACACUCAGGAGGAUGUGUCAUUCAGCGACCUCAAGUUCAGCAUCGACGAAAUCGAAUCCGAAUCGUUCACCUCGUCCCCAUCGGCCACCGGCGGCGCCAAUCGCGAUGGGCCAGCAAGUUUAACGGAGGAAUUUCCCCUCCCGCCCUCGCUCGUCCAGGCAGACGUCGAACUCCCCGGUAUCGUUAAAUGGAACAGCCUGCCGCAUGGAUUGGAUCCGAAAACCCCGCCCGCGUCGCCUCCGCUGGGUACUAUCAGCCCCGCACAACUGGGCUCCCCGACCAAAAGCCUCCAAAGCUUCGACGCGGACGAGAAAAUCCACUUCGGCCUCGCGCGAAGUCGCGUCAGUAGCGCGGGAGAAACACCGCCGACCAGCCCCAUGGACUCGCAGAUGAUGGGCGGAGCGCAGGACCUGGAGUCGCGGGAGGAGGAAUUGAAGUUAGCAGAGGAUCUGAAGAUGAUCGGGCAGGACAUGGAGGGGAUGGGGUCCAGUCUCGGGGUCAAUAUGGGGCCGUCGGGGGUGUUUUGCGAUGUCGACUUGUUCUGCGACGUCGGGAUGGGGAAUGCAGCGCCGGGGGAGUGGAGUGAGGAGAACUGGGGAUGGUGAUGGAUCGCGUUCUUGGAUAAGCGACUUUGGAAGGUUACGCCGUGUCUUUUGAUCGGCUGGCAUUCGAUGGAGCAAUUGGGAACGCUUUUCUUAUAUCUCCUUGCAGACUUGUUGGUUACGAGUGAUGACGCUCUUCGAUAGCUUGUGUUAUGUAGUCAAUAUGACAGAUUGUACGAUGGACUCGAAGGGAACCACCAUGGACUAAGUGGUGUAGA